Messenger RNA from Plasmodium fragile, 3369 nucleotides. RefSeq lists its product as uncharacterized. NCBI's taxonomy places the organism in Eukaryota, Apicomplexa, Aconoidasida, Haemosporida, Plasmodiidae. Bases 1 to 3369 code for a protein of 1122 amino acids. The transcript has 5 exons. The record is from RefSeq and is a predicted model, not a curated record.
AUGUCGUAUGCGACGUUAGGGGCUUUAUUAGCAAAUUAUGUGAAGACACGAGGUCUAGUUGAUAACAAGGAGAUGUAUAAGAAAAGCUUAUGGAACGAUAUAACAGCGCUACUCGACGAAUUUGCGGCAUAUAUGGACGAUGAGCACCUAGACAGCUAUGCAGCUAAUUGUUCAAACAGGGGUUACACGCGUGAGGGUGGGGGAUCAACCUUCUUCAUAGCUAACGUGGGCGACAGAAUUAUGUGCACACUCAUGACAGGAGCAUUAUAUUUCCUGAAUGGGUGGGGUACGCAGUCCGGCGGUUCGCACACUACCGACCCUAAUAAUGCAGCGUUGAAGGAAUAUAUAAGAUGCGCAAUAGUAAAUAUAUUUAUGUACAUAUUGCUGGCAUCUCCAUGCAAAAGUACAAUGGGAAUAGAUAAUGCAUGGUACACUGUGAAACAGAUGGAGGAAUCUAUGGGUGGAUUAAUUAAGCAGGGAAAAUGUGGACACGGAGUGUUUGAAAACAUACAAACACAGGAAUUCGACAUGGCAAAAAAGAUUCAGGCAUGGUUAGAGAGCAACAAGAGCUUGACUGAAAAAAUUGGAGGCCAGGGUAUAGAAAGCAUAUGUACGAAAAGCUUAGGAGAACUUGACAGGGUAACACCGGGUACACAUACCAUGCAUGACAACACAGAACUGAGGGAAAAGGAGAAAGAAGCUAUACGUAAGUUAGGCCAACAACUGAAGACCAUAGUUGAGGAGGUAAAGACAGCAGUAGCGCAAUGCGCGCAGGAGAAUGGCGCAUGCAUGGAGCCUAUCGAAGCUGUCUCCCGUAGCGAUCCGCAGGAUGACGCAAGUAAGGCCAAAGUAUCGAACUCUGUGGCCGGCGGAAAACCAGCACCAGACGUACCGGCAGGUAACCCAAGUGCAGGAUCAGGAGUGACAGACUCCGGAGGCGCGAGGUCACUGUCCCAACCACAAGCACCGGCAUCUCCAGUAUUACCAGCACCUGCAGCAGGCGCCAAGGCAAAAGGAGCACCCGGCCAAGGACCAGGCCCAGCACCUGCAGGACCAGCACCUGGACAACAACCCCCACCUCCACAACCACCGCAGUCAAAGGACCCUGCAGGAAAGGACGAGCGCACACCUAACAACCACAAAGAAACUGAAACAGGUGAGUAUACUUGCCCGGACGAUAAGCCCAAGAAUCCGCACGCCGCUAUAGAGUCACAUGUAGGUUCACGUGUGAGCAUUACCAAAGGCCACUAUACCCCUGAAGGUCAAGCGUCAUGUGAAAAGAUUAAGGAACUUUUGCGCACUCAGACCAGUCCGGCAACUAAUUCUAACCCUACGCACAAAAAGAGUGAGAAGAAAGCGGCUGAUGCAACAACAAGGCAAAAACCCCAAGACGCAUCACAAACACCACAGGGUGCACCUGAACCAUCAUCAGCGGGGACAGUAGCGACAACACCAGUGGUCGACAAAUCGCCGGAAACCGCUGACCCUGGUGCAACAAACACAGCACUGGACUCUGGAAAGGCCACCUCCACCGAAUCUCAGAGUCCCCCCGGUGAGUCCGGUGAAGCAGGUCCCAGCGGUGCAGUUGGUGACCAAGGUGCAAAAUCUGAUGACCGUAACAAUGCCGUCGUCGAUGGCGGCAAUGAUGACACCCCUCCUCUCAAUCCAUCCAAACCCAAACCGCAAGCCGGAAACCCGCAGCAGAACUUACAGCCGACGCCAGCUGUACCCCCCAUCUCGGACUGUACUGGUCUCCGCUUAUUCGACACUGCUGAUCCCCAGUGCAAGAAUACGCAGACCUCUUCUUCCUCUGGUUCUGGACCUGACAGCUCCAAUGCUUCGGCAGGUUCUCCCGAAGGCCAGUCUUCUAGUACACCCGAGGAUGAUUAUCCUUUUGUCUUCGAUAACAUGUUACGCACAGAUGCAGGUAGCCCUGGGGGAGGAUUUGUACCACUUAAGCCAGGAAUUGAACUGCCCGAUCGAACAAAUGAACACCCAGGUCAAAAUCCGGACGGCAGUGGCCCCCAUGCACCCGACUUAACAGACACCGUCCUUGCCGCCACUACUCCCGUACUCUUCUUCCUGUCCGCCGUCACCGUGGCCCUUCUUGGUUAUUCCCUUUGGAAGUACUUUGCGUACCUCGCUAAACGACGACGAACAUAUCGCACCGUUCGUGACGUCCCGUCACCGCCACUCGACGAAGAAAUAUUGGAGCAUCUACAACGCGGCGAGCCCCCACCCGAUUACGGGUACAAAAUGGUUACGCAACCUGCGUCAACAUCCGCACGACGACGACGUCAUCCACGCGUGAAUCACCGCACGAUCAUUGAACUACAUCUAGAAGUGCUCCACGAAUGUGACGAGGCCGAGUGGGAAAACGUCAAAGAGGACUAUUGGAACAUUGUCGUGGAGGAGUUUGCACAUGACUUGGAGCCGGAUCCAAACGAGUAUAGUAGUACCUCGGAUCCCCCUACCACAAACGAGGGUUUACCAGGAACCAAUGUUCCAUCCACUGAGUCCGACGGCAUAGAUCGAUGUCCACCUAAUGAACACGACCCCGAUCCAUGCAAGUGUAUGGAAAACAUACAGUUAGCCACGGACACUUGUGCUUCUAACGACGAUAACCACGAUCCAUGGAAUUGUAUGGACACUAUACAGUUAGCAACGGACCCUUCUGCACCUAACGAAGAUGACCCCGAUCCAUGGAGUUGUAUGGAAACCAUACAGUUAGCAACGGACCCUUGUCGCCCUAACGAAGAGGACCGAUGGAAUUGUAUGGAAACUAUACAGUUCCAUGCAGAACAGAAUGCUCAUUCCAACCCCGGAGACUCGACGUCGGACUGCAUCCAUUGGAUUAACUGGAUUGACCGCAACAAACAUACGCUGCGCGCGUGCACGACGCAGCCGUGGUUUCUGCAAUUGAAAGCGCAUUGGAACCAAUACGUGCGUGAUCACAUGGUGGCACACGGAACAUCCGGUGAGCACAGGACAGCCGCAACCAUGGACAGCAAGAAGCACGCAUGGAGACAGUGGGUUGCCCAACUACAUCGGCAACUGAGUACAUACAAGGCAGAGCAGUGGUUUCAACAUUUGUUGAAUAAUGUAGAGGACCAGACAGUAGCGCAAAAAGCCGAAGUACCUCGCGAGGAACAACACUUAGAAGUGGAAACAGUAAUGGGAACAGAAGAUGUUCUAAGAGUGACAUAUGUACCACGGUCGCAACCACUGCAUCAGCCACCGCAUAUGACAAAACCGUUAACCGCUAACAUAUGGAUACUGAUCCUGGCAUUAGUCAUAGAACAGUGCGAGGUCGAAUGUCGUUUGCACGAUAGGGAGUUAUAUGUGGAUGAACUAUUGGAGCAACUGUGA